UUCGAGUGAGGGAUUUCAAUCUUCCAGAAAAAUCGAACAGAUGAGUCGAUAGGUUCAGAUAAAAAUUCCGAUAACUGACACAAAGUCGUGGGUGUAGGAGGCUCAGACAUAAUCAGUUUGUCCAGACGACGAGAGAACUACAAGAAGCUCAAGAAAACAAUCAUUUCGUCCUCUCACUGCCCAUAUCCCACACACGUGACGCCAUUCUCAACCAGUCUAUUCGUCUUCAUCCUUCGCCUUCACUCUCGUCACUUUUUCGCUCUGUCUCUCUAUCGGAUCCAAAGAGGCUCUAGUCAUCGAUUGUGGGCUUGCUAAGCUCAAUAUCAUUGUUUCCCGCAUCCUCCUCGCCCUCCUAGGGCCCCCACCUCAUUAUGUUCUCUAAUUCCGCACUAUUCCCACACUGGCGUCGCAAAGCAGCCGAACGCUCCAGCAGCAGCUCUUAUGAGGUGCCCUUCUAUCUGAAUGCGGCUUACUAUCCCAACUGGCGCAUUUAUCAGAAACAGUCCCCUUCCUCGCUGCGAUUGGGAUUUGUCUCGCAUAUAUUCUACGCAUUUGCCUGGGUUAAAGAAGAUGGUACCGUCUAUUUGAGCGACGAAUGGGCCGACAUACAGAUGCCCGUCGACGGCACUACCGGCUGUCUCCGGGCUUUCGCCCAGCUCAAGCCAAAGUAUCCUAAACUGAAACUCAUUCUCUCUAUCGGUGGCGCUGGCAAGGGAAGUGAAAACUUCUCGCGCGUGGCUCGCAGUCAAUCCUGUAUGGAGACUUUUGGGCGGACUGCCCGAGCACUGGUAGACGAGUACGGCCUAGAUGGGGUAGAUGUGAACUGGGAACACCCCUCGGACGCCCAUCAAGGCGCCGACUAUAUCCGCCUCCUCGCCCAAAUCCGCAAGUCUCUCCCGACCCCACGCUACCUUGUAACAUCAGCCCUCCCCGCAUCGCCCUGGUUCUUGCGACACAUCGAUCUCUCCAAAGCCCAAUCCUAUCUGGACCUCCUCAACAUCAUGGCCUAUGACUUCACGGGACCCUGGACGCCGGAAACCGGCCACCACGCCCAACUCACGGCCCCCCCGGGUAGUUCGCAUCCCAAUGCGAGCAGCAAUACCCUGUCCUGUCAAUCCAGCAUUGCCUACAUUCUCAACAACCACCCCAUCGAUCCCAAAAAGCUUCUGCUGGGGAUUCCCGUCUACGGCCGGUCAUUCCUUGGUUGUUCCGGCCCAGGCCAGCGAUAUGCGGGCUGCGGGGGCGAGGACGGGAUCUUCGAUUACUGCGACCUGCCCCGACCCGGUGCGCGGGAGGUCGUGGACGAGGAGGCCGGCGCGGCAUAUUGUGUCGGUGGCGUGGAUGGCGGGUUUGUCACGUACGACACCCCGCGGACGGUGCAGCUGAAGGCGAAGUUCGUGACGAGGAUGAAACUCGGGGGACUGUUCUACUGGCAUAUUGGUGGGGAUAAGAGUGGCGGGAAGGGAAAGAGCUUAGUAGAGGUUGGAUAUGAGAGUUUGCAUGAUAUGUGAUUUUGUUGUCUCCUCGGGUGAGACUGGGAAGAGAGACCUUGAAGGAGAGGAAGAAGAAACGGAGAAGAGAUGUGGCUGCAUUCGGCUUGUUGGUGCUUUUUUUUUCUUUCUUUCUUUCUUUCUUUCUCUCUCUCUCGCUAUCUGCAUUCCUUGUAUGUUUAUUGGUAUACCCUGCGGUAUAAGCGAGAUGAGAAGUUGGCUGUGAUGAUAUUGUUCCCCGUAGACUCCAACCACACAAUAUAGCUAUCUAAGAUUAU
Molecule: messenger RNA, 1768 nt
Organism: Aspergillus fijiensis CBS 313.89
Lineage: Eukaryota; Fungi; Ascomycota; Eurotiomycetes; Eurotiales; Aspergillaceae
Product: glycoside hydrolase family 18 protein
Exons: 4
Coding region: 372-1511 (379 amino acids)
Biological process (GO): chitin catabolic process; carbohydrate metabolic process
Cellular component (GO): extracellular region
Molecular function (GO): chitin binding; chitinase activity
Source: RefSeq, a predicted model, not a curated record